AUGGCAGCAGCGGCCGAGGACCCAAUCACAGCCCUCCACGUGGUGCUCCACCAGGUGUGCUGCGGCGUGGCAGCAGACGAGAUUCUCCUGCAGCUGCACGCGCUCUGCGCCGCCCGCUGGCGCCACCACGUCAAGUUCGAGGUCGCCGCCCGGGACGCGGGCAGCACGGGCAACACGGGCGGCACAUGCGGCACGGGCGGCACAAGCGGCACGGGCGGCGGGAGAGGAGGGUCGGGGGUUUUCGGGACGUCUGGGGGACCCAGUGGGAGCAAAGGAUGGGUGGCAGGGGGAGGGGGGACAGGGGGAGUAGCAGGGGCAGGGGGACUAGGGGGAAGGGGCGGAGUGGGGGGAGCGAGGGUCAGUGGUUCGGGAGCAGCAGUGUCGAGUGCGGGUGGGAAGGAGGGGGAACGUUCUGGGGCAGCAGAGGCAGGAGCAGGAGGAGCGGCGGCAGGAGAAGCAGCCGGAGGUGCAGCGGGGUUGCCAGCGGUUCCAGAGGUAUCUCCUGCGGUGCUGCACGUGUGGUACUGGCUGGACCCGGGGAAGGGUGAGAGCACAGGGGGAUCGUCGUCAGCUGUGCUGGUCCGACUGGGGAUCGUCAGCUUUGAAAACGCCGACGAGCCGCCGCCCUGCCUCACUCUCUCCCUCGCGCCACCCCCCACCACCGCUCCUCCUCCUCCCAUCGCCCCUCCUGCGUCUGCUCCAGGCUCUUCUGCUGCUGCAGCAGCAGCGGCUGUUCCUGCUUCUGCUCCCUCCUCCCUGUUUUCCCGGCAGCCGUUGCGCACCCAGCUCAUAUGCCAGCAUACGCCGGCCGUGGUGGACCCCGAGACGGGCGGCGAGGUUUGUCUGUAUCUGGACCCGAGCAGGAUCGACGUGGAGAAGCUCGUGCUGUUUGCCGCCCGGUGCUCCGCGCAUGCCAAGCUGGCGCGGUUAAGGCGAGACCUGCUGGCCUCUCCGCUGCUCUGCUCCGGCCCUCAAGACUUGCUGCUCUCCUUCCCUCCUGCUCCCUCUCGCUCCUCUUCACGCUCUUUCUCUCUCCCCACCGCCCAGUCUCCCGUCUCUGAUAACCCUCCUCCUUCUCCUCCACCACCUCCUCCACCUCUGCAUCCUCCUGUAGAUGCUGCAGAGAGUGGAGUGCCGCCGAGGGAAAACCUGGGCGAAGAGAAGAAGGAAAAGGGUGGAGGGGAGUUGGAUGGCGUUGCCAAGAGGCUGGGGGAAGUUCUGGGGAAGCGCAAGAAGCUUAUGGAAUCUCUGUCGCUUGACAAUGCUGGCAUGCCUGACAGUGGUGGUGUUGGGGAUGAUGCUGGUGAUCAUGCUGCUUCAACCCAUGCUGACCUGCCAAGAGCCAAGAAGCAGAGGCAGGGAGAAGAUGGGAGAGAAGUGGUAGCAUCCGGGGUUGGAGAGCGGUGGAGAGGCAGCAGCAGAGGUGGGGAGCGGUGGGGCAGGGAAGCGUCUGGGUCGAGGGGGAGGGAGGUGCUGUGGGUGCGUGCGUGUGGAGACUGGUUUGCUGCGAUCGGCGUGAACACGCGGACGGGGCGGUACGAGGUGUGGGUGGGCGGCAAGGGCUUGUCCUGGGCGGUGGCGCGGGAGGUGGAGGGGGCGCUGAACAGUGGGAGCUCGACAGCUGGUGAUGCUCUAGUGCUGCUGCGGCUGCACUGCCUGCACGCCCAGCUCACAGCGGCGGGCAUGGCCCUGGGCCUGGUGCCGUACGAGGCGGGGCCAGCAGGCAUUCGGUACACAUCAGACGACCCAGCGAACCCCCUCACUCUCCCUCCACCGCCCCGCACACUCCUCUUCUCCCUCUCGGACCCUCCCUUCCUCCCCUACCCAACCGCAUCCUCUCCCUCACCACCGCACUCUACUCCUCCCCCCGCAGCCUCUCCUCCGCCCAACCCCCCCUCAUGGCCGCCGGCAGGAAAGGCGGCAGAUGGGGGGAAAGGGUGGAGAGGUGUGGAGGGGAAGGGAGGGGAUUGGGGGAGAAUGAGCAAGGGGGGAAAAGAUGGGGUUGGAGAGAGGAAGGAGAUGGUGGGGGGUUGGGAGGAGCUGUUAGAGGUGGCGGAUGCCUGGGAGAGUGAUGGCGAGGGGGAUAGUGAGUUGGAUGGUGAGAGGGAUGAUAGGGAUGCGGGGAUGGCGGUUGAUGGAGAGAUGGGCAGAGCAAGGGGGGAUGGAGUGGAAGAAGGUGCAGAGCAAGCAUCAGUCGUUGAUGGAAAGCUGGGUGCAGAUCAUGCGGCUGGGACCGUUACUGCCACUGCAGCGGUUGAAAGCGGUGGUGUUGAUAAAGACUCCAUACCCAUCAAAAAGCGCAAACGCCACCACACCACUCACCACCCAUCCCAACCCCUUCACUGCGCUCUGAUUGGCCGGCCGCUGCAGGAGCUGGUACAGCUGGCAGGGCGGGGCAAGGCCCCUGUGUCUCUCAUCUUACCCCUCGUCCUGUCCCGCGCCCAGCACCUCGCUGCAGCUGCCGUCAAGCACUCCCUCCUCUCCUCCCUCCUCUCCUCUGCUGGUGUUUCCACCGUUCCCUUCCUCUCUGCUGCCUCCUCCUCCCCGUCCUCCUCUUCCUACUCACCACUCUCCCCCUCCUCCCCGUCUCACUUCCCCUGUCUGCCGCCCCUCAUUUCCUCUUCUCUCUCCUCCUCUGCUGCUGCUUCUCAGGUUGUGGUUUCACCUGAUGACUUAUGGCCGCACACACAGUACCUCGAGGAGUGUGUGCGCAUGGACGACGCAGGGGACAUCACGAUCAUCCCGCGCGGCCCCUUCUCCUUCCGCAUCGUCUACCGCCACGACUUUGCCAUCCACAUGCGCUGCUUCGCCCCCGACUUCGUCUGGUUGCAGCCCGCCCCGCCGCCCAAAUCCUACGACCUGCCGCCCGGGCUCGUCGCCAUGUUCCCUGAAGGCUCCGCUGCUGUUUCGGCUUUAGCGGAAACUCCCAACGGUGCUGCUGGGAGCGGGAGCAGGGGUGGUGGCAACAGGAGGGGUGGGGCAUCGGGAGCACCCACUCCAGGCAACGGCUAUCCGAAUGGGUCAGCCAGUGGUUCUGCUGGUGCUGCGGCAGCAUCGAGUGGGGUGAUUCGAGGGGAUCUGUCUCUGGGAGGGUCCUUGCCCUGCCCACAGUUCCGCCCCUUCAUCCUGGAACAGGUGUCUCUGCUGCUCUCCCAGCUGGACCGACAUGCCCCUGACCUGCCUCCUCUUCCUGCUGCUGCACUUCCUCCUGCCGCACCUGCGGCUGCUGGUCCGGAGUCCCACACAGCCAUGGUGGGGCUGUCAGACGAGGGCGGGUACGGUGGGGCGUGGGUGCCCGUGGUGCUGCUCAAACGUGUGCUGCGUAGCAUGCUGCGAUACCUCGGGACCAUCGCGCUCUUUGCUCGGUUUCCCUCCGUGCUCGCGGCUGUACUGGGUCCCGCCAUGGGGACCAGAGAGGCUGGGCUGCUGUCUCAGGAUCCGGAGCAGCCUGCUCUGCGGUUCUUCAUCGGCAACUAUGUGUACAUGGUGAAUCUGCAUCGCCAUCGCCGCCCUACAGCCGGAGACCAGCUGCAACUUAUGCUGCAGGUUGUAAAUGCCCGCAUGGCUCCUCAACGCCGCCCGCCAGCCAUGACACCCGACGCUGACGUGGACAUGAGCCCAGCUGAGCUGGCGGAAAUCAGCGAUCUCUUCACUCGCAAGGUGGCAGUUGAGCCCUUCGACGUGUCCCGCCUGUCGUCCUUCGUGACACUUGUCAUGCUCCCACUGGCCGUGAUCCGUGGGGCUGGGGCAGGUAGCAUCCCUACCAUCCCUCCUGCCGCCCGAAUCGCAGUCGACCUUUGCUUCGAGAAUCGCAUCGGCCUAGGCUGGGAUCUGCCAGACUCGUUUGGGAGACACAGUGGAGGCUCAUCUGGGGGAGGUGUAUCUGCAGGGCAGGUUCACCCAGGCUCUGCUACAGCCGGGAAUGCAGCUGGCAGCGGUAGAACAGCUCACCGCAGCGAUAUCAGCUACAGCCGGGCUGAAAGCCGAGUGGAUUUCUCUCUUGUCCUGCUCAUGGACCAUGCCGCCCUCUCCGCCGCCCACCUGCCAGUCCAAAUCGCGGGCGGUGCGGGCUGGCUGGCGCACUGCAUCUCGGUGCGCCUCCGCUUGCAUUUCUCCGCCACCCCUGCCAAUCCGGCUGCUACUGGUGCAGGCGCUGCCUCGGUUGCUCCCGGUGCACGAGGGCCGUUGAUUCUGCAGCUGUCCCUGCUCGCCGUUGAUGGCAGUCACGGCGGGAAAGCGUGCUGGAGUAAGGCAGAGGACUGGGACAGGUGUAAGCAAUUGAUUGGCAGGGCGGUCAAGGAAAUGCCACCACCACCACCAGCAGCUGCUGCUGCAGCUGCCGCUGCAGUAGCAGCAGGUGGAGGGGUGAAGGAAAUGGGGGUGGUGGUGGGAGGUAGAGGGUGGUUGAGAGUGUUAUCGGAGAGGUUGCAGGCAGCAGUGCACUCUGCACUGGCCGCGUCUCACAGGGUUUGA
This is a messenger RNA of Closterium sp. Yama58-4, 4473 nucleotides long. The record is from the annotation of a GenBank genome assembly. Lineage: Eukaryota; Viridiplantae; Streptophyta; Zygnematophyceae; Desmidiales; Closteriaceae.